Molecule: messenger RNA, 1212 nt
Organism: Triticum urartu
Lineage: Eukaryota; Viridiplantae; Streptophyta; Magnoliopsida; Poales; Poaceae
Source: RefSeq, a predicted model, not a curated record
AUGACUGCGUGCAGGAAGCGCCGUCGUGCCGCCACCUUGCAAUCCGAUGCAUCUUCGUGGGCGUCGCUGCACGAAGACUUGGUCAGCCUGAUCGGUUGGCGGGUCUUGGCUGCUGACUUGCUUGACUAUGUCCGAUUCCGUGCGGUUUGCCCUUACUGGCGCUCCGCCACCGUCUCCCCGCGCGGCCGCGGCCUCCACGACCCGCGCUUCCACCCGCGCCGCUGGAUGAUGCUCCCCGAGGGCCACGGCAUCCACCCCGGCCACCGCAAGCUGGGCGGGUACAUCCGCUUCAUCAACCUGUCCACCGGCGCCAUCGUCCGCGCCCGGCUCCCGCUUUUCAGCAACCACUGCGUCCUCGACUCGGUCGACGGGAUCCUGCUGCUGCAGCGGGACGAGGACACCGUCAUCCGCCUCCUCCACCCCUUCACCGACGACAUUGUGGACCUCCCUCCGCUCGCCACCCUUCUAGCAGGGUUAGCACCCUCCCAAGAGAAGAUGUUCAGCUGGAACGUUCUGAGGACCGUUGGUGCUACCUCAUUCACAGUGAGCGCGGAUGGAGUCGUCACCGCCAUGAUUGGGCUCUUUAAAUUGGGACGGGUAGCCUGUGCCACCACCAUGGACCAGCAAUGGCGGCUCUCGACAUGGAGCAUAUCAAAUGGUUGGAGGCCACUGUCGUUCCAAGGCAAGAUGUAUACCUUGCACACUCCCACAAAUGGCAGCGAGCUUCAGAUUUUCCAGAUUGACUUGCCGGGGCACGGGGAGAAGGAGGACUUUGAUAGAAUUUUGUGUUAUCUACCGGCACCUAAGUUGAUUGCCACAUGUCUGGCAGGCAAACCUCAGAAGCCUUAUUACUACCUCGCAGAAUGUGAUUCGGAGAUCCUGGUGAUCGGCCGUUACCUUUCUGGUUCACUCGACGUUGAGGUUUACAGACUAUCUGACAUUAUCCUAGACAGGAUUGCCCCAGUAACGAGCAUCGGAGGAAAUGCUCUCUUUGUUGAAGAAAGGGUCUUGAGUGUCAGCAGUAGAGUGCACCCCACCAUUGUGGGUGACUCUAUUGUACAACUCCAUAACAAGGAAAUUUAUCUUGGACAUUACCACCUUGCCACUGGGACAUGGUUGCCAACAGCGGAUGGGUGUGUCAGACGUGGUGUACCGAGUCCUUGUAGCCUCAUCUACCAUAUCUUCACCUGUUGCUAUCGCCCCACUUGGUGA